Messenger RNA from Apodemus sylvaticus (European woodmouse), 11401 nucleotides. It is a transcript of the gene Brip1, whose product is annotated as BRCA1 interacting helicase 1. The transcript has 23 exons. Gene Ontology annotation, cellular component: nucleus. Bases 432 to 4040 code for a protein of 1202 amino acids. Gene Ontology annotation, biological process: double-strand break repair involved in meiotic recombination; nucleotide-excision repair. Lineage: Eukaryota; Metazoa; Chordata; Mammalia; Rodentia; Muridae. Gene Ontology annotation, molecular function: ATP binding; DNA helicase activity; hydrolase activity, acting on acid anhydrides, in phosphorus-containing anhydrides. The record is from RefSeq and is a predicted model, not a curated record.
GAACAGAGGGGCGGGAGGCGCGAAUUCGUCUGUGGCGCUGGGGAUUGCGGCACGGAGGAGUGGCAGUACCUCGGCACCUGGCAGCGCGCUAACAGCCCACCGCCCACAGGAAACAGGUUACAUUCAUUUAAGAAAUGGUGUGUGUAUUAGGAUGGUCUAUCCAUGAAGUCACUCAUCUACUGUUUCAAUGAACAAUGGUUCUGCUUGGAGGGUGGCACAGACAUUUGGUGAGGUACACUGCAGCUGUCUUCAGACACACUAGAAGAGUGUAUUGGAUCCCAUUACAGAUGGUUGUGAGCCACCAUAUGGUUGCUAGGAAUUGAACUCAGGACCUCUGGAAGAGGAGACUGUGCUCUUAAUCGCUGAGCCAUCUCUCCAGCCCUCGCCUGUAUUUCUUUAAGUGAAGCCCUUAAAGUGUAGAAGAAAGCAGAAUGUCCUCAGUGUCGUCUGAAUACACCAUCGGUGGGGUGAGGAUCCACUUUCCCUGUAAAGCUUAUCCAGCACAGCUUGCUAUGAUGAAUUCUAUCGUCAGAGGGCUAAACGGUAGCCAACAUUGUUUGUUGGAGAGCCCCACAGGAAGUGGAAAAAGUUUAGCCUUACUUUGUUCUGCAUUGGCAUGGCAACAAUCUCUCAGUGGGAAGCCUGUGGACGAGGGCCUGAAUAAAAAGCCUGCGGCACCAUCUUCAUGUUGUUGUGCGUGCCAUUCAAAGAAUUUUACCUACAGCAACACAGACCUGGACACUUCACCUCAUUUCAGCAGUCCAAGCAGACCAUCUUCUGAAAGAAAUGGAGUCUCGUCACCCUGUCAAGACUCUCCUGAAAAAAAUACUCUGGCUGCAAAGUUAUCUGCCAAAAGACAGGCAUCCAUACACAAAGAGGAAGAUGAUGAUUUUCAGGUAGAGAAGAAAAGAAUCCGACCCUUAGAAACUACACAGCAGAUAAGAAAACGUCAUUGUUUGGAAAAGGACGUCCACCAUUUAGAUGCACAACUAGCUUCAGAAAGUAGAGUAAAGCCUGAGUCUCCCGUAAGAAGGACAAGCUCCUCUUUCCAAAAUGUGUUGGUGGUGCAUACUGUUAGUCCCAACACUAGGGAGACAGAAGCAGGAAACUGUAAAUACAAGACGAGCCUGGUCUACAGACCUGAUGGCCUUUGUUCCAGGUGCUCUUGUUCUGCCAAACAAGGAAAUAACGAAGAAUCUGCAAAGACUGUUAAGAAAGAUCACGGGGGACAAUCCAAGAGACCUAAAAUUUAUUUUGGGACACGAACACACAAGCAGAUUGCUCAGAUUACUAGAGAGCUCCGUAAGACGGCUUAUUCAGGGGUCCCGAUGACUAUUCUUUCCAGCAGGGAUCACACCUGUGUUCAUCCUGAAGUAGUGGGAAACUUCAACAGAAAUGAAAAGUGCAUGGAAUUGCUGGAUGGGAAACAUGGGAAGUCUUGCUAUUUCUAUCAUGGUGUUCAUAAAAUUAGUAAUCAGCAGACACUGCAGUAUCUUCAGGGGAUGCCCAAAGCCUGGGACAUAGAAGACCUUGUCAGCCUCGGGAGGAAACUGAAAGCUUGUCCAUACUAUACAGCUCGAGAACUGAUAGAUGAUGCUGACAUAGUUUUUUGUCCCUACAACUACCUCUUAGACCCACAAAUAAGGGAAAGUAUGGAUAUAAAGCUGAAAGAACAAGUUGUCAUUUUAGAUGAAGCUCAUAACAUUGAAGACUGUGCUCGGGAAUCAGCAAGCUACAGUGUAACAGAAGUUCAGCUUAGGUUUGCUCGGGAUGAGCUAGAUAGUUUGAUCAACAGUAAUAUAAGGAAGAAAAGCCAUGAGCCCCUACGAGAUGUGUGCUAUAACCUCAUCAAUUGGUUAGAAACAAAUUCUGAGCAUCUCGUAGAAAGGGGUUAUGAAUCGUCCUGUAAAAUAUGGAGUGGAAAUGAGAUGCUCUUAAACUUAUACAGAAUGGGCAUCACCACUGCUACUUUUCCAGUUUUGCAGAGACAUCUCUCAGCUGUUCUUCAAAAAGAAGAAAAAGCAACAUCAAUUCAUGGUAAAGAGGAGGCAAUACAAAUACCUAUUAUUAGUGCAUCAACUCAAAUCAUGCUCAAAGGACUCUUUAUGGUACUUGACUAUCUCUUUAGAGAAAAUAGCAGAUUUGCAGAUGAUUAUAAAGUUGCUAUUCAACAGACUUACUCCUGGACAAAUCAGAUUGCUAUUUUUGAUAAAAAUGGGGUCUUGGCUGUACCGAAAAAUAAGAAACAUUCACGACAGAAAAUUGGAGUUAAUGUGCUAAACUUUUGGUGCUUAAAUCCAGCCGUGGCCUUUUCAGAUAUUAAUGAUAAAGUACGGACCAUUGUUCUAACAUCAGGAACACUGUCACCCCUGAAAUCCUUUUCAUCUGAGCUUGGUGUCACAUUUAGCAUCCAACUGGAGGCUAACCAUGUCAUCAGUAACUCACAGGUUUGGGUUGGUACUGUUGGCUCCGGUCCUAAGGGUCGGAGUCUCUGUGCUACCUUUCAGCAUACUGAAACCUUUGAGUUCCAGGAUGAAGUGGGCAUGCUUCUGUUAUCUGUGUGCCAGACUGUGAGCCAAGGGGUUUUGUGCUUUUUGCCGUCUUACAAGCUAUUAGAGAAAUUAAGAGAACGUUGGAUAUUCACUGGCUUAUGGCAGAGUUUGGAAUCAGUGAAGACAGUCAUUGCUGAACCCCAUGGAGGAGAGAAAACUGACUUCGAUGAAUUGCUACAGGUGUACUAUGACGCCAUCAAGGUCAAGGGAGAAAAGGAUGGAGCCCUUCUCAUAGCAGUUUGUCGCGGCAAGGUGAGCGAGGGUCUGGAUUUCUCAGAUGAUAAUGCCCGUGCUGUCAUAACCGUAGGGAUUCCUUUCCCAAAUGUGAAGGAUCUUCAGGUUGAACUAAAACGACAAUACAAUGACUACCACUCAAAAUCUCGAGGUCUUCUGCCUGGCCGUCAGUGGUAUGAAAUUCAGGCAUACAGAGCCUUGAAUCAGGCUCUAGGCAGAUGUAUUCGGCACAAAAAUGAUUGGGGAGCUCUUAUUCUAGUGGACGAUCGCUUCAAUAACAACCCAAACCGCUAUAUAUCGGGACUUUCUAAAUGGGUAAGACAGCAGAUUCAGCACCACUCAAGCUUUGCAAGUGCCCUGGAGUCCCUGACUGAGUUCUCCAGAAGACACCAGAAAGUUACUAAUAGAUCCAAAAAAGACGAAAAAUGUACAAAAGACAAUGAGCCUACUCUGGAAGUGGCCUGUUUGGAGGAUAGCACUAUUACAAGUGUGUCAGAAGCAAGUCAUCAAUUGCCAGAAAACUCUACAGAAGAAGAAGAAAAAGUGUGUGUCCAGGAGCUGCAGUAUCCCCAGAUGACUGCUAAAAAUGCCUCGGUACCAAGUCAUGGUGUUUCCAGAAGGAAGAAAAGUGAUCCAGGACUAAGAAAAGAGUCUGUUCGGACAAUGAAAACAGGAAAAAAUGAGAUUUCCCGAUCUUCAAGCCCAACUUUUGGAAAACAAACAGAGCCAGUCAACUGGCCUAUCUUUAAUUCUCUAAGACGGCAUUUCACUAGUAAAGGAAAAAAUCGCACACCUGUACUUAAGUCAUCAGAGAACCAUGCCUCUGGUUCUUCCACUUUCAGUCAAACCACUUUGCCACUCACAGGUAAAGGUGUGUCCUCAAAUGAAACAGCAGACACAUCUUUGGCACCUUGCCCUCAGUCAGAAGUCAUAAUUUCACCAGUGAAGGUUGUUGCUACUCCUGCUAAGGACCAUUCCAGACAGAUGUUCUGCUCUGAGAAAGGCCUGCUCCCGGAUACUGACUUGUCUCCAGGAACUGAAGAAGCCAAGUGUUCUGGCUCAAGUAAAGCUGUUGAAACAGAAGGAGACGACGACGACGACUCUGCGUGCUUCACACCUGAACUUUUUGAUCCUGUCGAUACUGAUGACGAAGCAAACAGUGAACUAGUUAAAACUGAUAGAUCCAGUAAUAAUUCAGAUUGCUUUCCAGCUGAAGAGCUUUUUGAAACUGUAACUGGAUUUGGGCAGAAAUGAAAGUCGAAGGUUGCACAGACAUGUAGUUGAAUGGAGUCACACCAGUGGAAGAGAGCAGAGCUGACAACUUGUGUAAUUGAAUUAGAUCUGGGGAAACUCAUGAGUAGACUUGAGGGCCUGUAAGCAGUGGGGGGUCUCCCCUGGUGUUAGGUGAUGCUGGCAGGCUUUUGUUAAGCCUUGUUGUGUAAAUAAUGAUUUGUAUACUGGGUAAAUGUUAUAAUUUUAAUUCUUUUGUAUAUUUUUUAUUUGAAUUCAUUAUCAGAUUUUAAGUGUUAUUUCAGAAAUACAAGUUUUAUUCUAGAAUUUUAAGUAAUCUAUACAAAGUACUUUCCUGUAAUAUUUAGUAUUCCUGGGACACUUCCAGUCUCACACAAUUACUCAUAUUUUGAAGUUCACUUAAUGUGUUUUCCUACUGAUACACAAAGAUUAAUCUCAGUUAAAUCUACAGGCUAUGUUUUUUAAAAAUCAUAAUUUGUCUCCAAAAAUUUGCUGUUUCAUUAACCUUCCUUAGAUCAGGUGUAGAGCACACAGCUGCUAUCCCAGCACAAGGAAGACAGGUUUAUGGCCAGCCGGGCCUGUGGAAUGAAACCCUAUUUUAAAGUCAAAAGGAAAAAAAUGUUUAAAAUUAGUUUACUAGAAAAAUUAAAGGAAAGAACAUGCAUAUUUAAUUGAAAUUGGAUUUUAUUUUUGUUUGCUAAGACUAAAAUAUCAGAAACAAAAUAAUAUGCUGUUACAGAAUAUCAUUUGGAAUAUUCCAAAUAUCAGUUUUAAUUAUUUCACUUUACUGUCCUCAUAGAAAGUGAUGUGCCUCAACUUCUGACCUCUAUACACAAAUAAAUAAAUAAUACACAGAUCCUAGCAGUACCAAAGACAUACUGUACUGGCUGGUUUUGUGUGUCAACUUGACACAAGCUGGAGUUAUCACUGAGAAAGGAGCCUCCCUUGAGGAAAUGCCUCCAUGAGAUCCAGCUGAAAGGCAUUUUCUCAAUUAGUGAUCAAAGGUGGGAGGGCCCAUUGUGGGUGGAGCCAUCCCUGGGCUUGGGUUCUAUAAGAAAGUAAGCUGAGCAAGCCAGGAGAAGCAAGCCAGUAAGUAACAUCCCCCCAUGGCCUCUGCAUCAGCUCCUGCUUCCUGACCUGCUUGAGUCCUAGCUUCUUUGGUGAUGAACAGCAACAUGAAAGUGUAAGCUGAAUAAACCCUUUCCUCCCUAACUUGCUUCUCGGUCCUGAUGUUUGUACAGGAAUAGAAACCCUGACUAAGACACAUACAUUCUAGUAUAAAGUUUUAAUUCUAUAACUAUUAAGACAGAAAACUUGCUGGGUGGUGGUGGCCUGUGCCUUUAAUCCCAGCACUUGGGAGGCAGAGGCAGGCAGAUCUCUAUGAGUUCCAGGCCAGUCUGGUCUACAUAGUAAGUUCUAAGACAGCCAGGGCUACACAGAGAAACUCUGUCUUGAAAAACCAAAAAAGAAAAAACAUUUGUUAUGUAUGUUUAAUAAAUAAGUAAAUGUUGCUUACACACACACACACACACACACACAUUUAAAACAGACCCUGAAAUAAUGAUCCCUUAAAGAACAAGAAUCUACUGUGAAUUUUGAGUGUUUUAGAGAGUGAAACAAUGUCUGAUCAAAAAUGUUUAUAAAAGAUAGUCAUUUCUGACAUUCCAAAACUACACUGAUUCCUGCCCCUCCCAAAAGAAUGGACGUUUAGACUUUUUAUGAUUUGAAUUGAGUGUGGUGUGUGUGUGUGUAAAUGUAAUUUUUAUUCUUCUGUUGUAAUUGUUGUCUUGGAGGCUUAAAGCCUUCGGCUGCUAUCCUAAGCCUAGUUGUGGAAGUGUUUAGCUUCCGUACGAUCUUAUCUAGGCCUAGAAUGUUUUCAGCCUCUGAGACUUACUGCUGAAUAAGCUCACCCUUCCUAGUUCUUUCUGAGCUCUGACUGGCUGGUUCAACUGAGCUGUUCUGGCUCAAACUCCUCUCCAAGCUGAUUUAAUCAGGCUUCUCUCUCCCAGUCUCUCCUCAAUUGCUCUACUUGGCCUCAUAUUAACUUUAGCAAUAUGUUCUAAUCUUCUGGCUCCUCAUUUUCUAGCUCAUUCUAUCUUCACCUGUGUCUAGCUUGUUCUUUCUUCAACCUGUCUCUAAAACUCUCCUGGUAAAAUUGCCUGGCUGCGUCUUCCUCUCCGUCCUGCUCUGGUGAGUCGUUUUCCCUUUCUUCUCUCAUGAGAGUUCUUCAUAUCCUAUUCUGUCAAAUUUUUCUCUGAUUCAUAACUUUGCCACUCAGUUAGACAUCACUUUCAAACAUGGAUGUUUCCUUUUACAAACUAACUUUUAUUAUUUACGACUAAAGGUGUAUGCUAAGUCCAUGCCUGUAUUCCAGCCAGAGGAAUUAAAGGUGUGUACUGAGGGCUGAGCCAUGCCAGAACUAAAAAUAGGGCUUUUCAGUAAAUAACACAAUCUCAGUGUUCAAAUGUGAUUAAAUGCCCUAGAACAUGUGUGUCUAUGUAGCUGGAGAUCAAGCCCAGGGCUUUGUAUGCUAAGCAUGGGGUCUAGCUUUAAGCUGUCUCCAGACUGAACUGAAAUUUUGUAAGCUGUUCAACUACUCUUCAUAGUUUAUUAUUAAGUCAAAGUUCCCAGUAAUUAUAUUUCUAUGUUCAUUUGAGUAAGUAUGAACGUGUUUGCUUUCAUUUUAAUGGCAUUUAGAUUUGAUACAUGAAAUUUGAAUUAACAGCUUACCAAGUAAGGGACCUAUAUUUAUGUGGAUUUAGAAGGUGAUUUCUACAUUGUUUUGAAAAAGAGAAACCAUUUUUCCUGUUAUGAAUCUUAAAUCUUAGAUAGGGGUAGUAGUCUGGUCCUGGAACAAAUUUGUGGUAGAAGAGGAAACACCACCUCUGUUCCUGGUUGUACCUCUGACUUGCUAUUUAUAUUGCAGUACCAUGCCUUUCAUGGAAUUGGUUUCAUUUAUAAAAUACAGACUUUAAUACUAAAGGUGCAAAUCUCUUUAGGCAAUUUAAAGAAAAUCUGUUGGUGUUUUUUUUCUGAGUCAGUUUUUAUUCCAAAAUAUUCACAAUAAAGCAUAUCAUGUGGAAGAGGUCAGAUGAUCUAUCUACAUUCUGGGAACAUAAGUAUGUGCAGUGACUUAGGAAGCUGAGUAUUUUAACUGAUAGAAUUUAAACUUCUUUUAUAUCUUUGGAGUUAACACACACACACACACACACACACCUCUUUUUAUUGUUUGGUCGGGGGCUUUGGCUUUGGUUUUGAGAUUGGGUUUCACAUAUUCCACUCUGGCCUUGAAUUCUCAGUCCUCCAGCGUUCACCUCCCAGCCUUGCUGCGUUACACCCAGCUUGAAAUUGCCUUUAGAAGAAUCAUUACACUACAUGAAAACAUCAAGCAAAUCGUUUUACAGUCAGGCACCCAACUUAAUCACAAGCACCAUUAGUCUUAGUUUGUGUUUUAUUGCUAGAACUAACAUCAUAGCCACAGGAACUCCUAUAAAGGACAACAUUUAAUUGGGGCUGGCUUACAGGUUCAGAGGUUUACUACACUAUCAUGGUAGGAAGCAUGGCAGCAUGCAGACAGACAUGGUGCUGGAAGAGUUGAGAGAUCUACAUCUUGAUCCACAGGCAACCAAAGGAGACUACCACAGGGGCAUAACUUGAGAAUAGGGGACCUCAAAGCCCACCCCCACAGUGGCUCACUUCCUCAAGAAUAGUGCCACUCCCUAUGGGCUAAACAUUCAAACAUGUGAGUCUAUUUCUAUUCAAACCACCGUGCCAUUUUUUCCCUACAUUGUUUUUUUUUUCCAAAAGCUAAUACUCUCUUCAUAUUACUAAAUAGUUCUCAGAGAUGUCCCACAAGUUCUCAGUAUUUCAAAAAUGUUUAAAUACAAUAGAUCAAGAAGUCUCCUCAUAUCGUCAUUCUGAACAAGGUAAUCAUCCAAACAACAAACUACUGGCCUUUUGAGAAUAGAAGAUAGAUCAUUUUCACUAGUGAUAAAAAGAUACUUUUUGACUUAAAAUUGAAAUAUAGAAGUCCCUUAAGGAAACAGGAGAGAUGGCUCAACAGUUAAGAACACUGACUGUUCUUCAGUGAGGUCCUGGGUUCAAUUCCCAGCACCUACAUGGCUGCUCACAACUAUCUGUGACUCCUGUUCCAGGGGUUCUGACACACAAACAUGUAUGCAGGCAAAACGCCAAUGUACAUAAAAGAAACAAGAAAGGCAUAUAAAAGCAUACCUAGCAUGUGGCCAGUCACAGUCAUUACUGAGGUCACCCAGGCCUCUGUAGUGCACCCUGGCUUCUAUGAUGCCUUUCCUAACUAUGGGCAGAUCAACUGGCAAUAAAGAUCUGUUAGAGACCAAAGGGAAAGUCUUUGACUGGUUUAUUUUUCAAACUUGAAAUAUGUAGUAGAAAUUAUAGUUUGUCUUAAAUGUUUAAUACAUGUGAAGUGGUUAUUUAGCAUUGCCUUUAUGCCAAGAUUGAAAGUAUGGCUAUGCACGUAGCUAUGCACCGUGAACUACUAGUUAGAGAAUGGCCUUUGUUCAUGAAAGGUAGAAUUUAAAGAGUAGAUUGAUAACUCAAUAGCUGAAGAAUCACCUAAAGCUUUCUCAAAUUAUGUAGACCUCUUACCUAUACUCCUACUGUUCAUUUUAUUGUUAUGUGCUUUGAAAUUGGGUACUGUUUCUGUGUUUACCUAAAGCUUUAUUUCUCUUCUUUUGAUCUUUAUUUUCAAUGCAUUAAUUAUUUAAAAGGAGCCAUUUCCACAUCUUUUUCUAAAAUAGCUUUGCCAUGUUUUCUACUUAUAAUAAAACACAUUCAAAGUAUUUAAUCUUUCAGGAUUUCUUACAAAUAUCUCUGCAAAGUGCUUGCUGUGACUGGAAGGCCUAGCUGUGGUGGCUAUCAGAAGAUAAUGGUGUGAUUUUUAUGUUGUAUUGCCACACAACUCUCUUUAAUCUUGGCUUUCUCGGUGAGCUACACAGAAAUUUGGCUUUUAUGAAUUUUUGGUAGUCUCGGGUAUCUGCAUAGGGAAAAGCACUGAUAUCUUUUGCAAAGAAGUAUGUAUAAUGAAAUACUAAGCCCAUAUCAGACAGUGCAUGCUAAAAUCUUCUUGUGAAAUAUCCAUACUAUGAAACAUCACAGAAAGGGUAUUUAGGACAGAAGUGACUAGCCCUAUGAUCUGCUAGACUUAAAUGUUUUAAUUUUACUUUUUAAAAUUUUUUAUUUAUUUAUAUUUUUUGUAGUUUUUUAAGAGUGUUUAUUUGUGUAAUAUCCCUGGUUGUCCUGGACUUGCUUUGUAGACAAGGCUGGCCUCAAACUCACAGAACUCUGUCUGCCUCUGCCUCUGCCUCUGCCUCUGCCUCUGCCUCUGCCUCUGCCUCUGCCUCUGCCUCUGCCUCUGCCUCUGCCUCUGCCUCUGCCUCUGCCUCUGCCUCUGCCUCUGCCUCUGCCUCUGCCUCUGCCUCUGCCUCUGCCUCUCAUGGGAUUACAGACUUGCCAUGUCUUUUUUUUUUUUUUUGAAGAGUUGUUUAUUAAGGUUUCAUGUGAUAACACUCUUAGUAGCCUGGCUUGCUGUCUCAUUUUGGAGCUUUGUGUAUAAUAUCAAUGGGAUUUGAGCUAUUAGAUGAUCUGAUUGAUAAGGCCACUAUUUAGUAACUCAAUGCUGUUGGAGCAGGAUUAAUAUAGUAAAAAUGGCCAGCUUGCCAAAAGCAAUAUAUAGAUUCAAUGCAAUCCCCAUCAAAAUCCCAACUCAAUUCUUCAUAGAGUUAGAAAGAGCAAAUCUCAAAUUCAUCAGGAAUAACAAAAACAAAACAAAACAAAACAAAAAAACAGGAUAGCUAAAACUAUUCUCAACAGUAAAAGCACUUGGGAGGCAGAGGCAGGUGGAUCUCUGAGUUCGAAGCCAACUUGGUCUACAUAGUUCAAGGACAGUCAGGGCUACCCAGAGAAACCUUGUCUCAAAAACAACAACAACAACAACAAAUAAAAAAACAGUAAAAGAACUUCUGGGGGAAUCAGUAUCCUGGACCUCAAGCAGUACUACAGAGCAAUAGUGUUAAAAACUUCAUGGUAGUAGUACAGUGACAGGCAGGUAGAUCAAUGGAAUAGAACUGAAGACCCAGAAAUGAACUCAUCCACCUAUGGUCAAUUGAUCUUUGACAAAGGAGCUACAACCAUCCAGUGGAAAAAAGAUAGCCUUUUCAACAUGGUGAUGGUUCAACUGGUUACUAGCAUGCAGAAGAAUGCAAAUCGAUCCAUUCUUAAAGUGGAUAAAGGACCUCCACAUAAAACCAGACAUGCUGAAACUAAUAGAAAAGAAAUCAGGGAAGAGCCUUGAGCACAUGGGCACAGGGGAAAAUUUCCUGAGUAGAACAGCAAUAGUUUAUGCUCUAAGAUCAAGAAUUGACAAAUGGGACCUCAUAAAAUUAUGAAGUUUCUGUAAGGCAAAGGACACUGUCAAUAGGACAAAACAGCAACCAACAAAUUGGGAAAAGAUCUUUACCAACCCUACAUCCAACAGAGGGCUAAUAUCCAAUAUAUACAAAGAACUCAAGAAGUUAGACUCCAGAGAGCCACAAAUAACCCUAUUAAAAAAAUGAGAUACAGAGCUAAACAAAGAAUUUUCACCUGAGGAAUAUCGAAUGGCUGAGAAGCACCUAAAAAAAUGUUCAACAUCCUUAGUCAUCAGGGAAAUGCAAAUCCUCUGGGCAUAUACCCAGAAGAUUCCCCAGCAUAUAAGGACACAUACUCCACUAUGUUCAUAGCAGCCCUAUUUAUAAUAGCCAGAGCUGGAAAAAAACCUAGAUGUCCCUCAACAGAGGAAUGGAAUAGAUCCAAAUAACCCAUCUUAAAACAAAUUCCACUUGGUUUCAUUGCAUUAGAAAGAAAAAAUAUAUAAAAUUUGCUUUUUCCAGAUAUUAAUAAUUGAAAAUCUAACAGACAUAAUGACUAGAGGAAUAUUUUUAACAAUAAUUUUUAGCACAUUUAUUUAUUUAUUUAUUUAGACAUGAUAUCACUAACUUGUUCUUAGGCUUGAACACGAUCUUCUUGUCUCAGCCUCCCAAGUGCUGAGAUCGCAGGUGUGCACCGUUUUCAGAGCUGUGUGUAGCUCGGUGGUAGAGUCCAUGCUGAGUAUGUGUGAAGCCCCAGGUUCAGUCUCCACGGUGAAAAACAGUAAAAGUUAUGUGUCUAGAUACAGACAGACAGACAUGGGUGCUGGAACUAGAACUUGGAUUCUGUGGAAGAGCAGCCAGUGCUUUUAGCCACUAAGCCAUCUCUCCAGCCCAAGAUUUUGUUCAUUAUUGUUGUCAACGUUUUUGUUUUCCCUAAUGUUAUAUUUGCUAACUAAAUAAAUUGAAAGGAGCAUUUUC